This is a messenger RNA of Bipolaris maydis ATCC 48331, 294 nucleotides long. NCBI's taxonomy places the organism in Eukaryota, Fungi, Ascomycota, Dothideomycetes, Pleosporales, Pleosporaceae. The record is from RefSeq and is a predicted model, not a curated record.
AUGAGGCUCGAGCAGCCGCGGUCGAGGGUUGGCGGGCUGGCGGGCGUGUGCUGGGUGGACGGCGCAACAGGAGCAAGGGAGCCAGGGGAUGCCAGGCGGACCGGACCCAGCGACACUUGUUCCCCUAUCGAGCCAAAGCCGCACGUCUGGGUGGGCCGCGAGCAGCAACACGGCCACGGGCUAGUCGAUGUCAAAAAAAGGGUUCAAAUAUCGCCUACGCAGCCUACAGCGGGAGGGUUCCGGGCGAGGGCGAGGGCUGGUGCGUGUGUGCUUGGGUUGCAAAAGUCUCGCUGA